Messenger RNA from Lemur catta (Ring-tailed lemur), 1223 nucleotides. It is a transcript of the gene BNIP1, whose product is annotated as BCL2 interacting protein 1. The record is from RefSeq and is a predicted model, not a curated record. The transcript has 6 exons. Gene Ontology annotation, biological process: retrograde vesicle-mediated transport, Golgi to endoplasmic reticulum. Gene Ontology annotation, molecular function: SNAP receptor activity. NCBI's taxonomy places the organism in Eukaryota, Metazoa, Chordata, Mammalia, Primates, Lemuridae. Gene Ontology annotation, cellular component: endoplasmic reticulum; SNARE complex. Bases 146 to 808 code for a protein of 220 amino acids.
CAACAUGGCGGCUCCCCAAGACGUCCACGUCCGGAUCUGUAACCAAGAGAUUGUCAAAUUCGACCUGGAGGUGAAGGCGCUUAUCCAGAGGUAAAUAGCAGAGAUCAGGAUGCGUUACAAUCAGUAGGCCAGUCUCACUGUACACAUGGUGUCAUUUCAUUUCAUUGCCUCGGGAAAGGCCUCUCAUCUCUUCAAUGUCUCCCAGGAUAUUCGUGAUUGUUCGGGACCUUUGAGUGCACUUACCGAACUGAAUGCUAAAGUGAAAGAGAAAUUUCAACAGUUACGUUACAGAAUACAGGAGCUUGAGCAGUCGGCUAAAGAGCAAGACAAAGAGUCAGAGAAGCAACUUCUACUCCAGGAAGUGGAGAAUCACAAGAAGCAGAUGCUCAGCAAUCAGACCUCAUGGAGGAAAGCUAAUCUCACUUGCAAAAUUGCAAUCGACAAUCUAGAGAAAGCAGAACUUCUCCGGGGAGGAGAGCUCUUAAGGCAAAGGAAAACCACCAAAGAAAGCUUGGCCCAGACGUCCAGCGCCAUCACAGAGAGCCUCAUGGGGAUCAGCAGGAUGAUGUCGCAGCAGGUCCACCAGAGCGAGGAGGCCAUGCAGACUCUAGUCAAUUCUUCACGAACAAUCCUGGAUGCAAAUGAAGAAUUUAAGUCCAUGUCCGGGACCAUCCAGCUGGGCCGGAAGCUCAUCACCAAAUACAAUCGCCGGGAGCUAACGGACAAACUUCUCAUCUUCCUUGCUCUGGCCCUGUUUCUUGCUACGGUCCUCUAUAUCGUGAAAAAGCGGCUCUUUCCUUUUUUGUGAGACCCCAAAGCUGCCAGCUUUGGCUCUUCCAGCUGCUGUGUCAGGGUCCGUCCAGCUCCUGAGCGCCAGCCCAGGCCGCCAGGCCAAGCCACAGCCGCGCUUGCUCCCGCCACUCAGCAGCUCGGGGAGAUGCAGCUGCCUGGUGUUCUGCGAGUGGCUUGUGGAGGGCGAGCAGAGCAAUGGGGCAGGCCGGUCACUGGGACACCGUCAGAACACAGGGGUCCCUGAGCACUCAGAGCCCAGCAGCCAGGAUGUGAUCCCCCUCCUCUCUCCCUGUCCCACUGAGCCCUAAAUGCCAGAUCUGGUGGAGGGAAGAGAGAAGAGGUGGGAAGAAGGAUGAUGAAAACUCACAGCCAUUCCUUGAAUAAACUUGAUUGUAUUUAAUAGAAUAAAACGCAUUUGGUUUUAUAAGGUA